GAGCGAAGGGGGCGGCACCACAGAGUUCACAGUUUUCACCCCGUCUGCCACUUCUGACCUCACGCCUGCCUCGCAAGUUCUUCGAGUGCGUGCCGCAUUGCGCAAAGUAAAAUCUGCGAUUCACCAUCUUCCUCUCUUUGCACGAUUCGCGGACACAGCCAUCAUGCCUCAUCCAUCUUACGACCACCACGCCUUGGACGGCGAGGAGUCUGAUGACGACGACCAACACUCCAUCUCGCUAGACGACAAAGAGCCACUCAACCAGGAAAAUCCACCACCAGCCCGGUCAUACUCAAAGAUCAGACUUUGCCUGGCUAUCGUCGUUAUUCUUUCCUUUGCCCUAAUACUAAUCUCUUUCCUCAACCACGUCCUCUCCCAAUCAAAAGACUCGCCCGAGGUCUCUCACCACCAAUCCCUCGAAGACUGCGGCCUCUCCCCCACCUCCGCUCGUCAGUCCAACUGCGUCUUCGACCCCGUUCUCAUGGGCUGGGUUCCCAUCCGGUGCCACGACGCCGACCUUGCCUCUGAGUUUCUCUCCCGAAAAGAGUUGGGGGUGUUCUACCGGGACGAGGAUCACAAUUCCACCAUGCUUCUUGAAGAAGUCAUGGCGGGUGAGUGGGAGUAUGUCUGUCUCGUGGGAGUUUCAGGUUUUGCAUUGUAUGUAUAGUUGGAAGAAGACGUUGCGGGCGGCGAUGAAUGGACAAGAAAUGGUGUUGGAUAGGUAUGUGGGUGAUAGUCAUCAUACUAAUCAUUGUGAGAUGUGGAUGAUGCAGCAGGGGAGGGAGGGGAUCAAGGAGUUGGG
Molecule: messenger RNA, 802 nt
Organism: Neurospora tetraspora
Lineage: Eukaryota; Fungi; Ascomycota; Sordariomycetes; Sordariales; Sordariaceae
Exons: 1
Coding region: 164-667 (167 amino acids)
Source: RefSeq, a predicted model, not a curated record